AUGUCCGCAUUGUACUCGCGUUCUAAACACACCAAGUCUUCUUCCAAUCCCUACGCUCCGACGGCAGGAAGUUUGACUCUCGCACAUGGGGCUGUUGACGAAGAGGCAACAGAGUUCUUUGUCCACCCAUUUCACAAUCAAUACGAAGGUGGCGAUGUCGGAAACUCGGACGACGCAUUAACGGAAAAUAAGGCAAGGAAACUUCCCUGGUGGAAAACGCCUUCUCCGUGGUGGCUUUUGACCAUUCUCCCAUUUACGUCGAUAGCUAUGUCUGCGAUGAUGGCCCCAAGAAUCGAAAUUUACACGACACUCGCGUGCAGGGUGCACAAGCCUGAUAUCUUCGAGCAGAGCUUUCCCGGGCUAGAACUUGGUUUGGUAGACGCAUUUGAGGUUUUUGGCCAACUUCCUCACCGUAACGGUUCGGCUGGACUGUUCAUUGAUCAAAUCUAUCGCCCACGUUUGACUGACAACUCGGUUCGGACAACUCGCGAAAGUCCCACCACGAAACCUAACCGAUGCGCGUCGGAUCCCGUUGUUCAGGCUGCAGUAGCCAAACUCACAGCCGUUAUUGAAGCCUUUACCGGGAUUCUGUCUUGUAUAACGGCAGGAUGGUGGGGUGCUUUUUCUGACCGACAUGGUCGAUUGACCAUAAUGGGAAUAACCGUCUUCGGGCUUUUACUCACGGAUUUCAACUUUAUCAUGGUUGCGUUGUUCCCGAACCGCAUUCCAGGUGGAUAUUGGUUCCUUACUGUGGGACCUGCCGUCGAAGGGUCACUCGGAGGUGUAACUAGCGCCAUUGCGGCCAUGCACGCGUAUUUGGCAGACACUACUGACGAGGGCUCCAGGUCGAGGAUUCUAUCUCUGAACCUCGGGCUUGUUUUCACUGGCAUGGCUGUUGGACCAAUGGCGGGUGGACUGCUGAUCCGCUUCACUGGAUAUACCCUCUCUGUCUUCUACGUGGCAUUCGCAAUACACAUCAUUUAUGCUUUCCUCAUCUGGGUCGUCGUUCCAGAAUCGGUUUCGAUGAAAGACAUGGACGCGGCGAAAGUCAAGUACAACGAGGAAAUGGGGAAUUCGGCUCGGGAACGGGAAUCGGAAACGAGUGUCGGGUUUUUUGUCAGGCUAAAGCGGAUCUUUUCUUUCCUCAGCCCCUUGACGAUUUUCAUGCCCGAAAUUGAAAAGUCCGAAGGGAGGAAACCCAGGCGAAAUUGGAAUUUGGCACUGAUGGCGAUUGGAUACGGAAGCACCAUAUCUGUUAUGGGAUCAUACUCGUUCAAAUUCCAAUAUGCUGCUUCAGCGUUUGGGUGGAGUUCGGAGACGAUCGGUUAUUGGCUCAGUCUUGUUGGCGCUGCUCGGGCUGUCUUUUUGACCUUCCUACUGCCGGUCAUCAUCAAAGUGUUCAAACCCAAACCGCUCAUUGUGGAGUUCCCCUCCAGUCCUGCUGAGGCUCAGCCACUGCUGUCUUCCGAAUCAAGUACUAGCGGAGUGUCAAGUCCCCCCAUCAGGAAGGAGAUCCACUCGCCAGCAUUUGACCUUGGCCUCGCUCAAGCGUCCCUGCUCAUUGAAAUAAUCUCAUACUUGUUUAUGGGCCUCGCACCCACACCAGUUUCUUUCACCGUGUUUGGGAUGCUCAGCGCCAUAGGCAGCGGAUUCUCCCCAGCUGUUCAGAGUGUCACCUUGGCUAUGUACUCUAGAAAAGGUGGCGUUGAGGUGGGGAGGUUGUUUGGCGCUCUCAGCGUCGUACAAGCAUUAUGCUCGCAAAUUAUAGGGCCUUCGCUAUAUGGAUAUGUGUACAUGAGGACUGUGGCGACCUUCCCUCGUGCCAUCUUCUUCAUGACCGUUGCGAGCGUCGUGUUUUCGUUCUUCCUUUUUAGUCUUGUGAGGUUGCCGCGGGAUACACCACCACCUCCAGUUAUUACCUAUACCGACGUCGACGCCGAAGAGCCGGAGACGCCUCAUUGA
Laccaria bicolor S238N-H82 is the source of this 1962-nucleotide messenger RNA. RefSeq lists its product as uncharacterized. The transcript has 10 exons. Bases 1 to 1962 code for a protein of 653 amino acids. Gene Ontology annotation, biological process: transmembrane transport. Gene Ontology annotation, cellular component: membrane. Lineage: Eukaryota; Fungi; Basidiomycota; Agaricomycetes; Agaricales; Hydnangiaceae. The record is from RefSeq and is a predicted model, not a curated record. Gene Ontology annotation, molecular function: transmembrane transporter activity.